AUGGAACAGCAGGCCAUCACGGUGCAUUACCAGCGAAUGGAGGAGUGGCUUAAUGAUCGAAAGGCAGUGCUUGGAAAAAAACACAAGAAUGAAUACACACGUCUCCUGGAGUUGGCCCCCAAAUUGGAACAGUUGGUGCGCUAUGACAUACCUGCACAACAACGACAGCAAAAGAAGCUGACAAAUGCUUUGGAUGACUCCUUUAGAGUCAUUGAAGACGCAACCAAAGCAGCAUGCAGCCUUGAGGAGAAACAGAUGCGACUCCUGCAGGAGUACGGCCUUGAGCAUGGGGGCAACACGUCAGAUGAUGCACUAAAUGCGGCUGUUGAUGCAAGGAUAACUGCCAGCACGGCUCUUCUUAAUGAAGGGUUGCGGGAAUUUGGCGCUAGUGUUCACCUCGCAGCCUUCCGUGAGGCCUAUGGAAGUAUCGCAAGGGAAUUCUCAAUGGGCAUGUACGACAGAGACGUCUUUUCAGAGCACUUGCCUUGGCUGGAGCGAGUUUUUGAGGAGCGCCUUUAUGCUUCAACUGUGGUGGAGCAGCAGCAUUGCCAACCGAUGGUGGUACAGGAGGACUCUGAGCCGUGCAGCAUUGAUUGGGGCGAUAUGGGCGUGUCGGGUCCGAUCGACAUUGACGCGGCCAUGGAGAUCAAGUGGGAUGAAAAUGAAGGAGAGGAAGACCUUUACGGACCCACAGAUGGUGAAAGUAACGCUGAUGAUGAAAAACCACCGGCAAAGAUAGUAGGGAUCUUCUCCAUGAAUGUGUCGAAUGCUGCCCACCGGCAGCACAUACUGACGGAGUUGCAGGCGCUACGUUGCUUUGCGUCGGAACGAUCCUUGAUGGGCGAUGAUUCCCUUGCUGAAGCUGUGGCAGUUGCGGAAGCUCUGGAGCAAAAAUUAACAACAUCGACAGAGGCGGCGUUUGUACGCAUGAAGGCAAGUGCCACCCUUCGACUCUCUUUCCUUGAUGAGGUGCAGCGGCUGCAGCGGGGGAUCACGGCGGCGGCGAUGCGAAAUAGCAGUGCUGAGGAUAGAGUAAAGCAGAUUCAGGACGAACUGCGGCGUCUUGCACCGCAGGUGGACGCUCUGCUGGACGCCGCAAGGGCCUGCCGCGACGAGUGCCUCGCAGAGCUUUUGAAGAUGUUUCCUGGGCGUACCGUUACCAUUGUCGGCGACAUUAACAAAUACCUCUAG
Trypanosoma grayi is the source of this 1191-nucleotide messenger RNA. Its product is annotated as putative dynein heavy chain. Bases 1 to 1191 code for a protein of 396 amino acids. NCBI's taxonomy places the organism in Eukaryota, Euglenozoa, Kinetoplastea, Trypanosomatida, Trypanosomatidae. The transcript has a single exon. The record is from RefSeq and is a predicted model, not a curated record. Gene Ontology annotation, biological process: regulation of cyclin-dependent protein serine/threonine kinase activity; regulation of mitotic cell cycle. Gene Ontology annotation, cellular component: endomembrane system.